AUGGUGAAGCCGGUGCUGGGCCUGCUGGCGCACCUCCACGCGGCGCUGGUGUUCCUCCCCAACAACGGCGGCCCGGCCGGGGCCGGGGCCGGACUCGGACCAGGCGGCGCGGUGGGGGCGGUGUACGACGUGAUGCGCUACGGCGCCCGGCCGGACGGCAUGACGGACGCGACGCUGCCGCUCCUGCGCGCGUGGGCCGACGCGUGCCGCUCGCCGCGGCCGGCCACGGUGCUGGUGCCGCCGGGCAUGUUCCUGGUGGGGAGCGCCACGUUCAUGGGCCCGUGCGCCACCCGCGCCGUCACGUUCGCCGUGGCCGGCACGCUGGUCGCCCCCUCGGGCUACGGCUGGGACAGCGCCUCCCCCGGGCGGUGGCUCACGUUCGAGUCCGUGGAGGGCCUCGCCGUCUCCGGCGGCACCCUCGACGGCCGCGGCGCCUCCCUCUGGGCAUGCAAGCAGCAGCAGCAGCAGCAGCCGCGCCUCCACUGCCCCUCCGGCGCCUCGUCGCUGACGAUCUCCAACUCGAGGGACGUGGUGGUGGACGGGCUGAGGUCGAUGAACAGCGAGCUGUUCCACGUGGUGGUGCUGCAGAGCAACGGCGUGACGCUGCAGCGGGUGACGGUGGACGCGCCGGAGGACAGCCCCAACACCGACGGGAUACACAUCCACAUGUCCAGCCACGUCUCCGUCUACGACGCCAACAUCCGCACCGGCGACGACUGCGUCUCCGUCGGCCCGGGCAACUCCAACCUCUGGAUCGAGCGCGUCGCCUGCGGCCCAGGCCACGGCAUAAGCAUCGGAAGCCUGGGCCAUCAGCAAGGGCUGGACAUGGAGGACGUGCAGAACGUGACGGUGAAGACGACGUGGUUCACCGGCACCAGCAACGGGCUGAGGAUCAAAACCUGGGGGAGCUCCAAGCGGGGCUUCGUGAGGGGCGUCACCUUCGAGGACGCUACCAUGACCGCCGUCCACAACCCCAUAAUCAUCGACCAGAAUUACUGCCCCGGAAAAGUUGGAUGCAGCGACCGGAGUUCGAGCAUCAAGAUCAGCGAGGUGAAGUACGUGGACAUACGGGGGUGGUCGACGACGCCGGUGGCCGUGACCUUCAACUGCAGCAGGAGCCACCCGUGCAGCGGGAUCAGCAUGCAGGACGUGAAGCUGACCUACGACAGGCGGGUCGCCAAGUCCUCCUGCCGGAACGUUGAGGGCAGAUCGCUUGGCCUCGUCCUGCCCCCAAGCUGCCUCUAACACGACUACAACUCUCAUGACGAUCGAGAUGCCACACGUGUAACAUAAUUGGCUAGUAUAGUGAAUAGCAGUGGCGCGACAUUUACAAAUAUAUGUUAAUUUGGUGCAUAUGAUUUUUAUGAAUGCUUCAAAUUGUA
Hordeum vulgare subsp. vulgare (domesticated barley) is the source of this 1382-nucleotide messenger RNA. Its product is annotated as polygalacturonase-like. The record is from RefSeq and is a predicted model, not a curated record. The coding region runs from base 1 to 1245 and encodes 414 amino acids. NCBI's taxonomy places the organism in Eukaryota, Viridiplantae, Streptophyta, Magnoliopsida, Poales, Poaceae. Gene Ontology annotation, molecular function: polygalacturonase activity. Gene Ontology annotation, biological process: carbohydrate metabolic process. The transcript is spliced from 4 exons.